AUGAACAAGGUCGUUGAAGGUGAUGUUUACUUCCAGCAGCGUAGGGAUGCAGCUGGAAGGUUAGGUUUAUCACCUCUGCAAAAAUGUACAGCGGCGAUAAGAAUGUUAGGCUAUGGCAUGGCUGCGGACGCCGUGGAUGAAUACGUUCGGAUCAGUGAGUCAACCGCUCGAGUUGCCCUUCAACGUUUUUGUACUGGUGUCAUUGCGCAGUUCGGAACCGAGUACAUGCGAAACCCUACAACUGAUGAAUUGGCCAGAAUACUGCAUCAAAAUGAACUGCGUGGUUUUCCAGGCAUGAUAGGCAGCAUUGAUUGCAUGCAUUGGGAAUGGAAGAACUGUCCAACGGCAUGGAAAGCGCAGUACGCCGGUAGGAACAAGAAAGCAACGCUAAUACUGGAAGCCGUUGCAGAUCAGGAUUUAUGGAUAUGGCAUUCCUUCUUUGGGAUUCCUGGAUCUUGUAAUGACCUAAAUGUCUUAUACCGUUCCCCAGUGUUCGAUGAGGUUCUGCAUGGUCGAACUCCUCCGGUAAAUUUUACCGUUAACGGCCAUGAAUACAACAUGGCAUAUUACUUAGCCGACGGUAUUUAUCCGAAGUGGGCAACUUUUGUUCAGGGUAUCACAACCCCUCAACUUCAAAAAGAUAAAUUGUUCGCUUACCACCAGACUGCUGCUCGAAAGGACGUUGAAAGAGCAUUCGGUGUUUUGCAAGCUCGAUUUGCAAUAAUACGAAAACCGUCACUGGCGUACGAUGAGGACAUACUGCGAGACAUAAUGAAAGCAUGUAUCAUUAUGCACAACAUGAUUGUUGAAGAUGAGCGCCACAACUACACUCGAGCCGAAGUUCUAAGAGCCUUCUUCGAAGAAGAACAACAAGAAUCAACACCAGCAUCAACAUCUACAACGCCACCGUUUGAAUUCAACGUAGGCCGACCUACAAACUUUGACUUCAACGCAUUUCUACAGCGAAAAGCUUCCCUCCGUGACAGAGAAAUUCAUCUAUCUCUGAAACGUGAUUUAGUCGAACAUAUUUGGCAACGAUACGGGCCACGUAAUUAG
This is a messenger RNA of Chenopodium quinoa (quinoa), 1056 nucleotides long. Its product is annotated as putative nuclease HARBI1. The record is from RefSeq and is a predicted model, not a curated record. Lineage: Eukaryota; Viridiplantae; Streptophyta; Magnoliopsida; Caryophyllales; Amaranthaceae. Bases 1 to 1056 code for a protein of 351 amino acids. The transcript has a single exon.